Molecule: messenger RNA, 904 nt
Organism: Branchiostoma floridae (Florida lancelet)
Lineage: Eukaryota; Metazoa; Chordata; Leptocardii; Amphioxiformes; Branchiostomatidae
Product: 39S ribosomal protein L54, mitochondrial-like
Exons: 3
Coding region: 69-497 (142 amino acids)
Cellular component (GO): mitochondrial large ribosomal subunit
Molecular function (GO): structural constituent of ribosome
Source: RefSeq, a predicted model, not a curated record
UUACGGCUGAAUAAUUAAAGGCACAGAAGUACUGCUAACAUAGACAGCCCCAAACUCUGAUAUCCAAGAUGGCGGCGCCCAUGAGAUUUUUGACGUGCCGAACUUGUCCCCAGAUUUGUCACAGAAUUCUGGGGUCUGUUCACGUGCAGGUCGCCAACUACGCAAAAGCCAAAGUACCUGCUUUCAAGGGAGCUAAAGAUCUCACCAAUGAAAAGCCGAAGGGUCCGAGUGUAGAGACUGACGCUGCUGUCCUCACCACACAUUGCUGUGGAGCUAACAUCUACAAGGAUGGGACUGACCCUCUCCUCCAACCAGACGAAGAGUACCCAGACUGGCUGUGGAAGUUGAACUUAGGGCCUGCAAAGAAGUUGGACGAAAUUGAACCUGGCACAAGAGAAUAUUUCAAGAGACUCCGUAAGGAGAACAUUUGGGCCGAGAAUGCAAGGCGGAAAGGAAAAAAGUUUUCAGUUCAAGCACCACCUGCCAGAAAGUAUUAGUAGUCCUCUUUUGUAAUGGUUUACAGCUUCUUGUUCACACUAGUCAUAGUAUGAACAUUUACUUAUGUCUAAUUUGCCCCUCAAUCAAGUUUCAAAAGACUUCAGGUUUACCUGGAAAAGUUUUGUAUUAUGACCAGGAUUUAGUAUGACAGUAAGGAAAAAUUCUCUGUCUAUUAAAAGAAACUCAUAACAUUUUCUGCUUAGAAACUAGAUUUGGGUAAAAUAAUUUUUUCAGUGGGAUGAACCCAUAGUUGCAUUCAUAAAUGCAGUUCUAUGAAUGCUCUCCUAUAAGUAGGCAUCACUUACUUGUAUAGAUAUGAUACAUAAUGAUUCUGAAAUUAAAUGAAAAGAAAGAACAUUGUCUCUGUAAGCAUCUCUAGGUUUCAAAAACCGAACAUGACCAGGGU